This is a messenger RNA of Drepanopeziza brunnea f. sp. 'multigermtubi' MB_m1, 2055 nucleotides long. RefSeq lists its product as uncharacterized. Gene Ontology annotation, molecular function: 7S RNA binding; ribosome binding; protein binding. Gene Ontology annotation, cellular component: signal recognition particle, endoplasmic reticulum targeting. Gene Ontology annotation, biological process: SRP-dependent cotranslational protein targeting to membrane. NCBI's taxonomy places the organism in Eukaryota, Fungi, Ascomycota, Leotiomycetes, Helotiales, Drepanopezizaceae. The record is from RefSeq and is a predicted model, not a curated record.
AUGCCAAGAGCAAGAGCGUAUCUUCAAGUCCAGCUUGUGUUGGAAGCCAGCCCGACUUACCCCCAAAGAGAAGGAAGCUAUUCGCGCAAACACGCCCCCGCCAUGGCAAACCCCACUGCGGCCUUGAACGCCCUGCUGCGAGGUACGACGAUUGAGGACCACGAGGAAGUUCUCAAAGCCGCCAAUGCUGUCCUGAAGACCUCGAAAGGCGACCCCGAUGCCUUACACACCCGAGCGGUUGCCCUCCUCAAGCUCGACCGCUUCGCAGACGCCCUACGAGCCCUCGACGACGGUGGAGACAAGCUGGCAGGGCGCUGCGUACUCGAGAAGGCAUAUGCGCUAUACAAGACCGGGCAGCUCGCCGAGGCGCACAGGCUUGUUCAGGGCGCAAGCAAGAGGGGUUUGAAGCAUGUAGCCGCCCAGGUUGCGUAUCGCGCCGAGAGAUUUGAGGACGCGGCUCGAAUCUACCAAGAAUUGAGUUCGCAAUCCGGAUCAAUCGAAGGGGAGGAGAACGAUCUACGGAUCAACAGCUCUGCCGCGGAUGCGCAGCUGGAGUGGCAAGGCAAUGGAGACAAAGUCGAGCCGAGCCGGAAGAAGCCAUCGAGGGAGGAUUUGGAGGCAUUCGAGACGGCGUAUAAUGCUGCCUGUGGAUAUAUCGCUAGAGGAGACUUGGGCUCGGGAAGCGUGCUAUUGAAGAGGGCAAGAGAUCUUUGUGAAGCAUUGGACGAUUUGAGUGAACAGGAGAAGAGAGCAGAGGUCCUUCCAAUUAUGGUUCAACAAGUCUAUGUUCUGACAAAGCUCGGAAAGGUAGAAGAGGCCGAAGGCUUGCAAAAGAUGAUCAGCAUUGCUGAUGUCCCCGAGCCUCCUACCCGCGUCAUCGCACAAAAUAACAGUCUGGCCGCCUCAACCAAGGUUGAUAAUCCUUACAUGACUCAACGUAUGUUCGAGGCAGUCCCUGUUCUUUCUCCGACGGAAAAGCUAUUCAAACACCAAGCGAGUAUUUUGGAGCGUAAUAGAUAUGCCGUUAAUCUCCAGUCGCGAAAGUUUGCUGGAGUUGCAUAUUCUACCGCUUCGGUAAUCUCAACCUCGCCAUCUCCAACCAUCUCGCCAUAUAUCAGCUCUCUAGCGGUUCUCAACGCAGCCGGCCACGCAAAAAACGAGAUAGGGAAAGCCAGUCUCAAAACCAUUCUUCCCAUAUUGGAAGAGCGACCCAAAGAUGUUGGUCUGAUUCUCGUCAUCAUCCAGCUCUACAUCCUAACCAACAACCCUGGGUCCGCCAUAAACCUUCUCGAAUCUUUCUUCAAGCGUCUCGAAGAGUCCACGUCGCCCGCCGACCAAGACGUCCGCUUUGCCCCUGGCCUCGUUGCCCUUGCCGUGUCCCUCUAUCGACUCUCCGGCCGCAAAGCCCCCAUCAAGACAGAAUUAGGAAGAGCCGCCUCCUACUGGCGCCGGAAAUCUAAACCCUCUGUAUCACUCCUCCGCGCAGCAGGCAUCGCUCACUUGGAGUCUGCAAGCUCGAGAGAUCUCUCCACAGCCGGUGAGAUCUUUUCCACCCUCCGGACCCAAGAUCCCAACGACCGCACCGCCAUUGCCGGCUACGUCGCUUCUUACGCUACCACCGAUCUCGCGAAAGUCACUCCUGAUCUCGAAAAGCUAACUCCCAUCUCCCGCCUCAUCUCCGGCAUCGAUGCCGCCGCUCUCGAAGACGCGGGAAUCCCCUCUGUCCUGGUCCCGGCGGUAGCAGCAACGACCAAGAAACGCAGCGCCGAAGAGAAAGAAAAGACCAUGCUGCGGAAGAAACAGAAGCUCAGCAAGAAGCGCAUGCCGAAGGACUUCGAAGAGGGCAAGAAGAUGGAUCCAGAGCGAUGGCUGCCGCUUCGCGAUCGCAGUAGUUAUCGGCCGAAGGGCAAGAAGGGGAAGAAGAAGGCGGCGGAUUUGACGCAGGGUGGCGUGGUCAAGGAAGAGGAGAGUUUGGAGCUGGCUGGGGGAGCGGGCAGUGUCAAGGUGGAGAAGGCGUCCGGAGGGAAGCCAAAGAAGAAGAAGGGGAAGAAGUAG